UAAAAUUGCAGCCUCAUCCGUCGAGAUAUUACCACUAAGCCAUCCGGACAGUCGCCGCGAUGGCGGUCGGCGCCGCCGUAUCCUUCUCAUCAAUUAUCGGCGGCUCCGCGGUCGCCACACUUGUAUACGCCUCUAGUUUCAGCCGAACCAUCUUUUCUCCUACCAGCCUCGCUCGGACGUUAACCUCCUCGCACCUCUCUUUCAAACAUAUUCACAAACACCACAGCUGCAAUGUAUUCAAGAGGAACUUUAGCUGCAGAUCAACCGCGCCUGCUGAGACUAGUACGAAAAUUUCAAUUCCUACUUGCGAUAAUAGCUAUCCUCCUUAUGAGCGCCUCCUUCCCUGUCCAUCUCAGAAUGGACCUCCAAGGGUAGAACACAUGGUUGUUUUAGAAGGAGGCCCAGUUCUUGAGUACAUUAGUAAAGCUCUAGAUAUUCCACCCCUAUUUGUUGCAGACCUGAUUCACUUUGGUGCUGUAUUUUAUGCUCUUGUAUGCCCGGACCCCCCUCGAACUGCUACACCUGAGCAAAUAAAAGAUUUCAAGAAAUUUACAGAUCCAUCACUUCUAAGAAAUAGAUCAUCUAUUAAAGGGAAGACCAUUCGAGAAGCACAAAAAACUUUUCGCAUAACUCGCACAGAUGAGUUUGUCGAGUCUGGAACUUACUUACGGGUGCAUGUACAUCCAAAACGCUUUCCAAGAUGUUACGAGAUAGACUGGAGAUCUCGAAUUAUUGCUGUGACUGAAAGCUAUGUGGUGUUGGACAAACCAGCCGGUACAUCAGUUGGAGGAACCACAGACAAUAUUGAAGAAACUUGUGCAACAUUUACCACUCGUGCCUUAGGACUGGACGAUCCGUUGAAGACUACCCACCAGAUUGAUAAUUGCACUGAAGGCUGUGUAGUGUUGGCAAGAAUAAAGGAAUACUGCUCAGUUUUUCAUGGCAAAAUACGGGAUAAAAAGGUUAAGAAGCUCUAUCUUGCACUUGCUGCUGCUCCUGUACCAGUUGGAAUACUUACACACUAUAUGCGUCCAGUCAAUAUUGCGCCCCGACUUGUAUCUGAAGAUUUUAUCAGUCGUUGGCCUUUGUGCCAACUUGAGGUCUUAGAGUGCAAGAAGGUUCCUUGGCCAAAUGAUAUAAUUGAAGAACAAAAUAAAAUCGAUGUUUGUGGAUGGCCGACUAGAGAUUUUGCUUAUGAGUGCAAAAUCAACCUCUUGACCGGUCGGACGCACCAGAUUCGAGCACAAUUGGCUGCCCGUGGUGCCCCUCUAGUGGGUGACACAAUGUACAUGCCAGCUGUGAUUUCUGAGGCUGAAUACCCCGGGCUGAAUCCGUUUGGCACGAACAAGAAAGAGUACUCUAAUGAUGACGCCAAAGCCACAGCUGUUGAAGAAUGGAUUGCACACCACGGAAAGGAACCUACUGUCGCCAUUGGUCUACAAGCAUGCCACAUUUCGUGGGACGACGGGGAGCAUACUUAUGAGGCUGGAUCACCAUGGUGGAGGUAAACAACAGUACACAUACAAAUGUUGCUAUAGUAGUCAGAGUUUAGUUAUCUUCUAGUUCACCUCACUUGACUAUUCUUGCAUUCAAGAAUCUUUGUAUAAAUGAGUAUUGAGUUAGGAGGAGCAGGCUAAGUCCAUUGGCAUUCCAUUAGUACAUGUGAAGAAAAUUCAUUUCAACUGCAAUUGAAAUUCUAAAAGUUAGUCUGCGUAACCAGAAUUGAGCUUAAUUGAUUUUUCUAACCGAAUUAAUAGAUGUGAUUGAUUCGGUAUUUUUUCCU
Molecule: messenger RNA, 1783 nt
Organism: Salvia splendens (bonfire salvia)
Lineage: Eukaryota; Viridiplantae; Streptophyta; Magnoliopsida; Lamiales; Lamiaceae
Product: RNA pseudouridine synthase 6, chloroplastic-like
Exons: 9
Coding region: 60-1508 (482 amino acids)
Biological process (GO): enzyme-directed rRNA pseudouridine synthesis
Molecular function (GO): RNA binding; pseudouridine synthase activity
Source: RefSeq, a predicted model, not a curated record